UCAGCACGCAGCAGUGGUCAGCUUGACGCAGAGUGACGGCCGUAUAGCUGGUCUGAAUCUGGCCAGCUGUCAUGCAAAGAAUCUUGAGUUGGCGCUCCCUGCAGGGAUGCCUGCACUGGCAGUUAAACCGCUCUGCCGCUGCGCUUUGAAUUGAAGUGGUGCAGUUCGAUGUUUGUGGAAUGCUGCACAGAGGAGCAAGCUGGGGAGACUCAGAAAGGUCACGGCUCCGUUGUUUGCAGUUUGUUCCAUAUACAUUGAUGUCCGCAGGAACUUGUACUGGAAAGGUUUUGCAGCUCAAAACUCUGUUUUUUGCAUGCCAGACUGAUUCUCAGGUGUUCCCUGUGUUGAAGCCCUAGCUCCUGCAAGACCCGACACGAAUCUCUUGCGUCUGACCCAACAUUCACAUGAAUUAUCUGCGCUUGGAAGGCUUGGCUAGAGCAUUAGCGCGCAGCAGAUCAACGCACUCAAAGGCCAUCUGCAAUACGUUAAAUAAUCAGGGCAGCUUGUUCCGCGGCCAGAUUGGAAGCACCUCACGAUAUGGGCUUGACCGCGAGCCGGGCCCAAAACCAUAUCACACAGGCCCAGCCUCACAGCGCCUGCUAGCUGCUUGCAAACUAGGGGCAGAACAUGACAGGACAUCAAAAUUGACUCUUGAGCGCCUGAAUUGUGCACCUAAUUCUAGGAGUCUGACGAUGGGGCGAGACACGCAGCUGGAAUCGAACCCCUCCCCAUUCUUUGAGGAAUUUGCCGAAGGCCUGCCGCUCACCGUCCGGGCAAGUGCUACAGCUGGGCGAGGAAUGUAUGCAGCAGAGGAGAUAGCAGCGGGCGAAGUAAUCCAGGAUGCAGCCCCAAUUGUGGCGCAUCCGACGCUUAACAAUAUUGACAAAUGCUGCUACCUGUGCCUCAAGUACACCCAGGAAGGUGUGAGGUACUAUCCUGAUGGCGUAAAGUCCCCGGCAGAAGGCAAGCUGCGGCCUUCGUUCUGCAGUGAGGCGUGCGCCCUGUAUGCCGAAGAUCAGUUCUAUGGGGUUGAGCAACAAGCGAACUGGACCAAGCUGGUGGAACACGGCCGUGAGCAUGGGCUGCGGUUCCCCCUCCUCGUAGCUCGCCUCGCGUGCAUGGUCUUGUCUGAGGCAGCGGAGCCGGACGUCCUCAGACCGCUCUGCUUUGUCAAGACGGACCCCACUCCUCCGGAAUGGGUCGAAGAGCACUCGAUCGUCUACCAGGCCUUGAGAAGGUCAGGCCAAUCAGACGAAGCCCUGCGCUUCCUAACCUUGGACUGGUACGUCAGCGUGAUUGCCCGCAUGCACCUCAACUCGUUCCAAGUCGACAUCGUGCGUCCGCUCGACCCGUCCGAUCUUUUUGCCGCCGCUUCGGACGCCGCCGCCGGACACGGCUCUGCGGGGAGCGCAGUUUACCUGCUGCCGUCGAUGUACAAUCACAGCUGUGAGCCCAGCGUGGAUAUCCAUUGGCCCAGGGACGCGAUAGCCCGUUUCGAAGCUCGGCGAGACAUCCAAGAAGGAGAGGAGCUCACCAUCACUUACAUUGACGCUAGCCUCCCUGUCGAGACACGUCAGAAACACCUCGAGUGGGCGUACGGCUUCCGAUGCCAGUGCCAACGAUGCCAAGACGAGAAGGAGCCCCCGUAACAGGAUUCAGUGCCCAGUACCGUAGUUGAGACUGCAGCCAUCAGAUUGUCAAAUUGCUGCAGACGACUCAAGACGAACCCCCCAUGGUCACGUAUACCUACGUCACUGUCGACUCCAAAUUCAGAACUUUCUUAUGCCGCGAUACUAGCCGCCACUUCUCAUCCUCUGCAAUACUGGUCCUUCCAGAGUCCUUUGUGAGAGUCCUUCAACCAUUCUCGGAAUCCGCAGAUCAAAGAAUGCGCAUGGGCGGCAGGAGGUCAACUCUCUCAUAGAUCAGCGUAUAUCCCAAAUGCACCGUUGCUCUAAUUAGUAGUCCAAAGAUUGUUUCAGCUGUUACGAACGAUCGCUGGUUGGCUAGCUAGCGUCAUUAAGCCUCGAGAGCUUGAGUCUGAAGGUAGGCUCUGAAGUUUGCAAUCCAG
Messenger RNA from Klebsormidium nitens, 2068 nucleotides. The record is from the annotation of a GenBank genome assembly. NCBI's taxonomy places the organism in Eukaryota, Viridiplantae, Streptophyta, Klebsormidiophyceae, Klebsormidiales, Klebsormidiaceae.